Protobothrops mucrosquamatus (brown spotted pit viper) is the source of this 4959-nucleotide messenger RNA. It is a transcript of the gene DIAPH1, whose product is annotated as diaphanous related formin 1. The transcript has 28 exons. Gene Ontology annotation, biological process: actin filament polymerization; actin cytoskeleton organization. NCBI's taxonomy places the organism in Eukaryota, Metazoa, Chordata, Lepidosauria, Squamata, Viperidae. Gene Ontology annotation, molecular function: microtubule binding; actin binding; small GTPase binding. The coding region runs from base 33 to 3284 and encodes 1083 amino acids. Gene Ontology annotation, cellular component: cytoplasm; actin filament. The record is from RefSeq and is a predicted model, not a curated record.
GGAAACCGCGGAAAUUUAAUUUGAAGCGUGUAAUGGCAGAUGAGCUUGAGAGAUUCACCAGUAUGAGGAUAAAGAAAGAGAAAGAAAAACCCAAUACAACAUAUAGGAAUUCAUCUGCUUCAUACUCGGAUAUUUCUGGGACAGGUCAAACUUUGCAGGAUAUCUCUGAUGAAGAUGUACUUGUUCUCUUUGAGCAGAUGCUGGUGGAUAUGAAUCUAAAUGAGGAAAAGCAGCAGCCUCUAAGGGAGAAAGACAUUAGUAUCAAGAGAGAAAUGGUGUCUCAGUACCUGCAUACUUCUAAAGCUGGCAUGAGUCAAAAGGAGAACUCGAAAUCUCCCAUUAUGUACAUUCAGGAACUAAAAUUUGGUCUUAAAGAUGCACAGCUCCUUGGAUGUUUGGAGUCUCUACGUGUGUCACUCAAUAACAAUCCUGUCAGCUGGGUGCAAAAUUUUGGAGCUGAAGGUCUGAAUUGCCUACUGGACAUAUUGAAAGGUCUUCAUGAUGAGAAGGAUGAGUUUUCUGGGUCAUAUGACUUCAGGAUCCAACAUGAAAUUAUUAGGUGUUUAAAAGCUUUCAUGAACAACAAAUUUGGAAUUAAGACAAUGCUUGAAACAGAUGAUGGGAUUCUACUUUUGGCAAAAGCAGUUGAUCCUAAAGUCCCUACGAUGAUGAUUGAUGCUAUCAAGCUACUCUCUGCUCUCUGCAUCCUGCCUCAGCCUGUGGAUAUGCACGAGCAAGUUUUGGGAGCAUUGACUGAACGUGCAGAAAUGGAUGAAGUAGAACGAUUUAAACCCAUUGUGGAUGGCCUGAAAAGUGGAACUUCAGUAGCAUUAAAGGUAGCUUGUCUACAGUUGAUCAAUGCUCUAAUCAUCCCAUCAGAUGAGCUCGACUUCAGGCUGCACAUCCGCAGUGAAUUAAUGCGCUCUGGACUGCAGCAAAUCCUGAAGGAAUUGCAUGCUCAAGACAAUGAGGAGCUGAAACUGCAGCUGCAGGUAUUUGAAGAAUAUGGUGAAGAAGAUUCUGCAGAACUCAGAGGCCGCUUGGAAGACAUUCGAAUUGAAAUGGAUGAUUUCAAUGAAAUCUUCCAGAUUCUCCUAAAUACAGUUAAGGAUUCUAAGGCAGAACAACAUUUCCUCUCAAUUUUACAGCACUUCCUGCUAAUCCGCAAUGACUAUGAAGCCAGGCCUCAAUAUUUUAAACUAAUUGAUGAAUGCAUUUCACAGAUAGUUCUGUUCAGGAAUGGGGCUGACCCAGACUUUAAACGCAAACACUUUGACAUUAAUGUUGAGGCCUUAAUAGAUAACUUGAUUGAUCAAACUAAGGUGGCAAAAAGUGAAGCUAAAACCCUGGAAUUGGAGAAGAAGCUGGAAUGUGAAUUGACUGCACGUCAUGAAUUACAAGUUGAAAUGAAGAAGAAGGAAAAUGAUUUUGAGGAAAAAAUUCAAAAUUUACUUCAGGAGAAAGAAACAGUGGCAGCUGAGAAACAGCGUAUUACUUCAGAGAACCAAAACUUAGAAAUUAAUAGCUCUUUGUUGAAUGAUGAGAUUGCUCUACUGACCAAAGAACUUGAAGAUCUUAAAAAGAAAAUGGAGCAAAUCAUUUCAUCUACGUGUUUUCCAUCACAGCAACCACCCCCACCACCUCUUCCCGGUAUGCCAGGGUUGCCCCCUCUGUCUCAGUUUGGGAUACCAGUACCACCACCACCUCCCACUCUAUCUGGUUUUGGAAUUAUGGCAACUCCAGCUCUUCCAUUUGGAUUGCCUCCCAAGAAGCUUUACAAACCAGAAGUUCAACUUAGGAGAACUAACUGGUCCAAGAUUACAGUACAGGAAUUAUCUGAAGGCUGUUUCUGGGUGAAAGCUAAGGAGGAUCGUUAUGAGAAUGAUGAUCUUUUUGCCAAGCUAACACUUCGUUUCUCAACUGCACAGACCAAAUCAAAAAAGCAACCUGAGGGUGGAGAAGAAAAGAACCAAGCUAAGAAGAAAGUCAAGGAGCUGAGAGUGCUAGAUUCAAAAAAUGCUCAGAACCUUUCAAUUUUUUUGGGCUCCUUUCGCUUGCCUUAUGAGGAAAUCAAGAACGCCAUCUUGGAGGUGAAUGAAGCUGUGUUGACUGAAUCCAUGGUGCAGAAUCUGAUUAAGUUAAUGCCUGAACCAGACAAAUUGAAGAUGAUAGCAGGACUGAAAGAAGAAUAUAAUGAACUAGCUGAGUCUGAGCAGUUUGGAAUUGUGAUUAGUUCAGUUUCCCGUCUGCCAUCAAGACUCAAUGCUAUACUUUUCAAGCUACAAUUUAAUGAACAGGUAGACAAUAUAAAGCCAGAUAUUGUUGCUGUUACAGCAGCCUGUGAGGAACUCCGCAAUAGUGAGAACUUUGGUAGUCUUCUUUCCAUUAUCCUACUUGUGGGCAACUACAUGAAUUCUGGCUCCAUGAAUGCUGGUGCCUUUGGAUUCAACAUUAGUUUCCUUUGCAAGCUUCGUGACACAAAGUCAACUGAUCAGAAGAUGACCUUACUUCACUUCUUGGCAGAAACAUGUGAACUGCAUUAUCCAGAUAUCCUGAAUUUUCCUGAUGAACUCAUCCAUGUGGAGAAAGCUUGUCAAGUUUCUGCUGAAAUUUUGCGGAAAAAUCUGGACCAGAUGAACAAACAGAUUUCAGAUCUACAGCAUGAUGUUAACAAUUUCCCCAGUAGUACAGAAGAGAAGGACAAAUUUGUGGAGAAAAUGGCCAGCUUUGUUAAGGAAGCCCAAGAACAGUAUGAGAAGUUACGAAUGAUGCACGCAAAUAUGGAAAACCUUUAUGGGGAAUUAGGACAAUACUUCCUCUUUGACACCAAUAAGAUAUCUAUUGAGGAGUUUUUCACAAAUCUGCGCAAUUUCAAAAAUAUGUUUGUGCAAGGUGUGAAGGAGAAUCAGAAAAGGCGUGAGAUGGAGGAGAAGAUGCGCAGAGCUAAACUAGCAAAAGAAAAAGCAGAGAAAGAACGUCAAGAAAAGCAAAAGAAGAGAGAACAAUUGAUUGAUAUGAAUGCAGAAGGAGAUGAGACAGGAGUUAUGGACAGUCUACUAGAAGCCUUACAGUCAGGUGCAGCCUUCCGUAGAAAAAGAGGACCACGCCAAGGAAACAAAAAUGUUGGCUGUGCAAUCACAUCAUUACUUGCUUCAGAGUUGAUCAAGGAAGAUGCUCUUGGUGCAAAAAAACCACGCAGAGGACUUAAAAAGGAUGAGGAUGUAGAGGUCACUGAAGAAACUCUUGAUGAAACCACUAAGGGGGCAAGCAGUCGUCAAAAUUAGAGUUGGGUGACAACUAGGACCAGUGCCUUUGGCAUGAAAUCUGUUUUACAAAGGAGCUGAAACAACACUAAGUCACUUUGCAGUUUUCCCUUUCACACUUAUAUACAUGGGAUGAAGAAGCAAAUAAUUUAAUCACUUCAGCCUGUGUCAUUCUAGGGCUGUUUUGCAAGAUCUUUAAAUCUGUGGUCAUAUUCUUUGAAUCUUGAAUUUGCUUCUUGUCUCAGUAUCAGAAAUGCAAAGGUUUUUGCUGACUUAGUAACAUGUUUGGAACAAAGGUGGGAGUUUGUGCUGUAUUUACCUACUUCCCUGCAGGCGGGAUUGGGAACACAUCCCCAAGAAGAAAAAUAUGGCACAGAAGAGAGGCUAACGGUCAGAACCUGAUCUGCCCAUGAAUCUCACUGUAUUGAUGUUGCCAAAGCAGGAAUGCAACAAACUGCCUUAAUUAUGACUUUUUAAAUGUUUUGAUUAGGCAUCCUCAUCCCAAGAUAUUUUUUUUCUCAAAAGCCUUCUCUUCAUUAAUGCUAAUAGAAUGAGCUGAUCCCUUCAAAUAUAGGAGGGAGGAUUAUUGGAUAUCUUAGCUAGAUUUGUCUUUUCCCAAUGCACUGCUUUUUUUUUCUUGCCUAUCUUAUGCUGGAAAAGAAAAUGACUCAGAGAUCGUUUUAUCACUGUGGUGACAGGGUUCUGUGCAAACAUUGUAGAGAAUGUUUUCUUUGAAAUGAAAUAAUUUUGCUGUUCUGCUAGGCUGCUAUUCCCCUUUUUAACACAAAAUCUUACUAGUGAAAUGGUAAUAUCAAUGACCUAUUGAGAAAGAAAGUAUGGAUGGUUUGCUGUUGCUGCAUCUAUCCCUGCAUGCUUUUGAACUAAGGUUAAUAAAGUGAUUUACUCAGCCUCAGAAAGGGGUUUUAAGCCCUCUUUAGUUGAGUGAAAAUGCUCAUUGCAACUCCAAAGGAAUGAAGCUGGGAUUGUGUUUCUUCACUGAAUACUCUUCAUGGAAGACUGAUUAGUAAAAUUAUGCAUUCAUUUAAUCUUUUCUGGCAAAAUCCUUUGUAUCAUAUAGCACAUUUUUCAAAACAUGCCAUGUAAGUUUCACAUAAAUUAAAGCUUGCAUUCUUGCUUGCUUUAACAGGUAAUAUGUACAUCAAUGUAUCUUAAUUUCUAUACAGUGGUGGAAGUGGGCUGGAGUCCCCCCCCCCCCAAUACCUUAAGGCCACUUUGACAGUAGAACUAAUUUUAUAUAAAAUUUGUUUAACAAGGAACUUCAGUGAAGAUAAAAGAAAAAUAACAAAUAUAUACAUACUGUUAAAAUUGUUUGUGCAUUCUCCAGUAUUUCAGGGCAACCAAUCACUAUCUGCCCAUAGAUUUUGUCCCAUAGCAUGUAGCCAGCAUGUAUGUGUGGCAGAAAGAGAAAUUUGUAACAUUGACUGAUUAUCGUCAUUUAUGUUGGAAUGAAUAUGAUGGGCUUCAAGAUAUAUGUUAUGAACAUCUGUAAACUUCCAAGACAAAUCAUUGGAUGCUGGCAACUUUUUAAUGUGAUUGAUACCAUUCACUAGAUAAAAAAAUGAGGAAAUAUAUUUUCAUACAAGUUAUCUGGGAUUGGCAAGUCACAUGAAUUCUUUCUCUACUCAUUUUUGCUUUCCCCCCACAGAUAAUACAUAAACUUUCAUCUUUUUAUACA